GAGAUCUUACAGGUGUUCUGCAGGACAAUACAAUCCACCGCAUUUUCCUUAUCUCAGACUUGAUUACACUUCUGUACGACACGAGGGUGACUGUUUGCCCUUAAGACGUCCUCCGAGUGUCGUUCGGCAGGGGCAAAAGCUGGACCCCGUCAGUAAGCCUGAAUUGCUGUCAGAUUGAAACACCAGCGAAGUUCGCUCAAAGUUGUCCUACUCUGCCAGCUUCUUUCUUCUCAUCGCUCGAAAUGUCGACAAUACCCCCUACCCCUGGCCAGGCGGUCUCCACGCCCAUAAGUCAAAUAUCCCUAUUGGAGAAACUGGACCUCUUCCCGGGUCUUUUGUCCAUUCUGGGAACAGCGUUCUACACAGCAGUAACAGGCCCUUUUCGAGGCGAGUCUGGAGCACAUACGUAUGGGCAGCAUCUCAGUUCUGCUCUUGUGCGGAAGAUGGUCAUGAGGCUCAGCACGCGUCAAUUGCAGUACAUUGCCGAGCCAUUUUCGAAGGUUUACGAGAAAUGGGCCCAAAGCAAUGGGUACCAGCCAGAGUUUGUCACUCUGAAAUCAGGCUGCAAGGCGUUUUGGAUGGGUGACAGCAAGACGGCGAAGCACAUUGUCGUUUACUACCAUGGUGGAGGAUUCUCCCUUGAUGGGGAAGACACGCAUCUCAAAUUCUGGCAUGGGGUCCACGCCACCCUCAAAGAAAGUUCUGCGCCUGUCGCAUUCCUCUUUGUCGAGUACACGUUGGUACCGCAUGCGACUUACCCGACCCAAAUUAUUCAGGCGGUCGAAGCGGUCAACUUCGUGAUGAACGAGUUGGAGCGACCUGCAUCUGAGAUUAUUCUUGCUGGAGAUUCCGCUGGAGGAAACAUGUGCUUGGCCGUCCUGUCGCACAUAAUGCAUCCAAACAGCGAACUUCCAGAACUGAACCUUCCGGAUGGAGAAAAGCUCAAAGCGCUUGUGCUUGUUGCUCCGUGGACGUCCUUCAGGACAGAUUGGCCAAGCGCGGAGCGCUGCCGGUACAAAGAUAUUGUCAGUGCGUACGCUGGCAGAACGUGGUCUGAAGAUUAUAUGGCAAGCAGGGAGAGGACUCCCUAUGCGGAAGCAGUGGAUGCACCUGCCGAAUGGUGGAAGGACUCCAAAGUGGAGCAUAUCUUGUGCGUUGCAGGCGGAGAUGAGCUGUUGAUCGAUCCCAUCGACGCCUGGGUAGAGAAGUACAAGUCCGUCAAUCCCGACGGCAUAACAUACGUGGUUGGAGCGCAUGAGGGUCACAUUGCACCUAUGAUGAACCUGCGAUUUGGCAUGACAGCGGAGACGGAACAGGGCAAAGCCAUCAAGUCUUGGAUGAAAGCGAAGUUGUAGAGCAUCCUAGACUGCUUGACGCUUGUUGACGGACAAGAGUGCCUGAACAUGGAAGAGCGUCUCUAGCCGGUCAUCCGGCAUGGGCAUCUAUGCAGUUAAACUGCUGGCACAUGAUUCGAUCUCAGGAGCUUUUAUUGCGGCUGGCGAAGACUAAUAAUGUAUUCAGAAGGUAUGUCCGUAUGUCCCAG
Messenger RNA from Exophiala xenobiotica, 1543 nucleotides. RefSeq lists its product as uncharacterized. The transcript has 7 exons. Gene Ontology annotation, molecular function: hydrolase activity. Bases 243 to 1355 code for a protein of 370 amino acids. NCBI's taxonomy places the organism in Eukaryota, Fungi, Ascomycota, Eurotiomycetes, Chaetothyriales, Herpotrichiellaceae. The record is from RefSeq and is a predicted model, not a curated record.